AUACGUCAUUGAGUAUCUAAGUAGAUCAUUGUCAUUGUGAAAUGACACGUACCGGUAUAAUAUCUGUUUUAUCCACCUAGAUUAAAAAUAUCAGGAAUUUAUGAUAAAGAAUGUGGGUAUUCGGUUAUGGUUCACUUAUAUGGAAAACAGAUUUCCCAUAUGAAACGAAAUUAGUUGGCUUUGUAAGCGGUUUUGCCCGUCGAUUUUGGCAGGGAAGUGAAGACCACCGUGGAGUUCCAGGCAAGCCUGGUAGGGUUGUGACUCUGGUGCCUGAUAAAGAUGAAGUUGUAUGGGGUGUGGCUUACUAUGUUAACGAAAAUGAUGCUGAGCAGGUGCGAUCAUAUUUAGAUUAUCGAGAGAAAGACGGAUAUAAACCACACACUGUUCAAUUUAAUCCAACUUUAUCAGAGAAAGAACCUUUCGAACUAAUACUUUAUAUAGGCACAGAAGACAAUCCUUUUUUUCUGGGACCAGCGCCAAUCAAGGAUAUAGCUUCACAAAUAUACUAUUCCGUAGGUCCCAGUGGUAAAAACCUAGACUAUUUGUUAAAUCUUGCUGAAUCUUUAAGACAAUUGGCACCUCAUGCAGAAGAUAACCAUUUAUUUACUAUAGAACAGGAAGUUAAGCAUUUAUGUCAAAAUUCCAACCAAAGAAAUUCAUGAUGUGAAAUUAUUAUUUCUAAUAAAUUGAUUUUUAUCUUA
This is a messenger RNA of Patella vulgata (common limpet), 701 nucleotides long. RefSeq names its product putative glutathione-specific gamma-glutamylcyclotransferase 2. NCBI's taxonomy places the organism in Eukaryota, Metazoa, Mollusca, Gastropoda, Patellidae. Gene Ontology annotation, biological process: glutathione catabolic process. The record is from RefSeq and is a predicted model, not a curated record. The transcript is spliced from 3 exons. Bases 111 to 662 code for a protein of 183 amino acids. Gene Ontology annotation, cellular component: cytoplasm. Gene Ontology annotation, molecular function: glutathione specific gamma-glutamylcyclotransferase activity; gamma-glutamylcyclotransferase activity.